This is a messenger RNA of Cavia porcellus (domestic guinea pig), 2841 nucleotides long. It is a transcript of the gene Osbpl2, whose product is annotated as oxysterol binding protein like 2. Gene Ontology annotation, molecular function: cholesterol binding. Gene Ontology annotation, cellular component: intracellular membrane-bounded organelle; perinuclear endoplasmic reticulum; cytosol. NCBI's taxonomy places the organism in Eukaryota, Metazoa, Chordata, Mammalia, Rodentia, Caviidae. The transcript has 14 exons. The record is from RefSeq and is a predicted model, not a curated record. The coding region runs from base 384 to 1838 and encodes 484 amino acids.
GUCUGCGUCCCUGUACGUGGUUCCGUUUAUGCCCAGGAAGGCCUGCGUGCAGAAACCCGCUCCGCGCAGCCCUGGGUGGGAGUGGUGGGCGCCGAGAACCUCAGUCCCUGCCCUCCAGCAGUCAGCCGGGUGGGGCAUGGCGUGGAGGCACUGGUGUUCUCGGACGCCAGACUCUGGCUGGUCUGCCAGGGCUGUGCUGGGCGUGGGCCCAGAUGAAGAGAUAAACCCAGGCCCAAGCCCACAGGCAGAACUCUAGAGUCUACUGGAUUUUUAUCAAGAAAAAGAUCACAGCUUGAAGUCGCCUCUGCUGCUGAAGUGGAUGAGAUGCAAUGAUCCAGUAGGAAGGCCACGCACGGGCAGCAGCAGAGCCUGGCCGCCGAAGCAUGAACGGGGAGGAAGAAUUCUUUGAUGCCGUCACAGGCUUUGAUUCUGAUAACUCUUCUGGGGAAUUUUCAGAGGCAAAUCAAAAGAUCACUGGAAUGAUUGACUUGGACACCAGCAAAAGUACAAGGAGUGGGAAAAGUGGGGAGAGGCCCUCUCAAGAGAACGGCAUUCAGAAACACAGGACGGCACUGCCUGCCCCUAUGUUCACCAGGAGCGACUUCAGCGUGUGGAGUAUACUGAAAAAGUGCAUCGGCCUGGAGCUGUCCAAGAUCACAAUGCCGAUUGCCUUCAACGAGCCCCUGAGUUUCCUGCAGCGGAUCACGGAGUACAUGGAGCAUGUGUUCCUCAUCCACAGAGCCUCCCGCCAGGCGCAGCCCCUGGAGAGGAUGCAGUCCGUGGCUGCUUUCGCCGUCUCUGCUGUGGCUUCCCAGUGGGAGAGGACCGGCAAACCAUUCAACCCGCUCCUGGGGGAGACGUAUGAGCUGGUCAGGGAAGAUUUAGGAUUCAGAUUCAUAUCCGAACAGGUCAGUCACCACCCUCCCAUUAGUGCAUUUUAUUCAGAGGGUCUCAGCCAAGACUUCGUGUUCCACGGCUCCAUCUACCCAAAGCUGAAGUUCUGGGGCAAGAGCGUGGAGGCGGAACCUCGAGGGACCAUCACCUUGGAGCUUCUCAAACACAACGAGGCCUACACCUGGACCAACCCCACCUGCUGCGUGCACAACGUCAUCAUCGGGAAGCUGUGGAUAGAGCAGUACGGAGUGGUGGAGAUCCUGAACCACAGGACCGGUGAUAAGUGCGUGCUUCACUUCAAGCCCUGCGGCCUGUUUGGGAAGGAGCUACACAGAGUGGAAGGGCACAUUCAAGACAAAAACAAAAAGAAGCUCUUCAUAAUCUACGGCAAGUGGACGGAGUGCCUGUGGGGCAUAGAGCCUGCGUCCUACGAGUCCUUCAAGAAGCAGGAGAAAAGAGGCGACCACCCGAGGAAAGCCAAGCUGGAUGAUGGCCCAGAAAAGGCUGACAGUGACGUGGCUGGCGAUGUGGCUGAUGAUGUGCCUGUAGCUCAGGAGACAGUGCACGUCAUCCCUGGGAGCAAGCUACUCUGGAGGAUCAACAGCCGGCCCCCCAACUCUGCUCAGAUGUACAAUUUCACCAGCUUCACUGUGAGCCUCAAUGAGCUAGAGUCGGGCAUGGAGAAGACCCUGCCGCCCACGGACUGCCGCCUGCGCCCGGACAUCCGAGGCAUGGAGAACGGCAACAUGGAUCUGGCCAGCCAGGAAAAGGAGCGGCUGGAGGAGAAGCAGAGAGAAGCCCGCAGGGAGCGCGCCAAGGAGGAGACGGAGUGGCGGACCAGGUGGUUUUACCCAGGUGACAACCCCUACACUGGGACUCCUGACUGGUUAUACGCAGGGGACUACUUUGAGCGGAAUUUUUCUGACUGCCCUGAUAUCUACUGAGGGCUGCAGCCAGGCCUGGAAGCCUUCGGGGCUGCACCGGUGAGCGGCCCUGAGCUCGAGAGCAGAGCCAGCUGGUCCGCCCGAGGUCCCGGACACUGCACCUACCACCCAGGGCCACCUUGAUGACCUCCACUGCCCGGCAGCUCAUGACCGCUGAGUCCCCAUGAAGCUCCAGCCCCUUCUGACCAAUGAGCUUCGGAGGGCAGACUGCCGUGACAGACGCAAGUGGGGCCGGAGGAGCUCGUGGUGCCGGCAGCCUGAAGACCUGUGACUGGAGGAGGUGGCUGCAGCGGGGCGCCCCCAACAGAGCCUUCCCAGGUCCCGGCAGUGGGAGAGUCCGGAGCAGCGGGUGAAGGACAGGAUAAGCUGCCCCGCCUGUCCUUCUACCACUCUGGAGCAACGUAAAGAUUACUUUUAAAAUAUUUAAGUUGAAACUACUCGAACAGUGUUUCACCUAAGGGCAGGGAAUGUGAAUGGCCGGAGUGCUGUCCGAACAAGUCCUGGGACACCGGGGGCAGAAGCCUGCGACUUAGAGACAUGCUGCGGCUGCCCCCAGCCUCCCAGGAGCCCCGCCUCGGCCUCGGCACUCCUGCUGUCCCCGUGGACCACACCCAUGUCCUCAGAGCGGUCACCUGCCCACCUCGCCUGUGUCCACAGUCACGUGUUUCUGUUUUCCCGCCAUGCAUGUUCCACUGUAAGCCAGCCUCACGGAGCCGUUAAGGUGUGGGAGGUCAGAGCAGGAUCGGCUCCUCCGCUGUCAAUUACAGCUGUCUGACCACAGCAGGCGUGGGUCCCUCUCAGCACUCCUGUGCAGUGACAGACUUCAUGUAGAAAUGUCACACCACAGAUCAGUCGGGCUUUGCAUCAGACUCUGCUGGGUGCACACGCGCACACCUGUGCAGCUGUGAGUGUGGGUCUCUAAGCACUCCUGAGUGAGCACUGUCACUGUGUAUCCAAGAGGCUUUCAGAGCCACCUUUGUAAUUAAAACACGUUUAAAACCCA